AGAAAAAUUAAUAGCCAACACUGCCUUUUAAGAGCAUUGUAGAAGCUCUAGACAAGACGCUUCUCAGUUCUCAAUUCUUCGAAUCGCUACUUUGAAUCUUCUUCUUCUUCUUCAUCGAUGGAUUCUUCCACAGCGUUGGAGCUUGUCAAGCAUGGUGUCUCUCUUCUCUUCCUCGAUGUUCCUCAGUACACCCUCAUUGCCAUCGAUACUCAGAUGUUUUCUGUGGGGCCUGCUUUUAAGGGUAUUAAGAUGAUUCCUCCAGGCACUCAUUUUGUGUACUAUAGUUCAUCAACCAGAGAUGGAAAGGAGUUCUCGCCAAUUAUCGGAUUCUUCAUUGAUGCUGGUCCUUCAGAGGUAAUUGUUCGUAAAUGGGAUCAACAGGAGGAAAGGCUGGUCAAAGUAUCUGAGGAUGAUGAAGAAAGAUAUACUCAAGCUGUUAGAAAUUUAGAAUUCGACAAACAACUUGGGCCUUACAAUCUUAGCCAUUAUGAAGAUUGGAAGCGAUUAUCGAAUUUUAUUACUAAGAGUAUCAUUGAACGACUUGAGCCCAUUGGAGGUGAAAUUACUGUUGAAUGUGAAAAUGAGAUGGUUAAAAGCACUCCUAAAGUACCAAUGGAGAAAGCACUAGACGAACAGCUGAAGGCUAGUACUUCUGCAACUUCUGUUGGUAGGUCUCAGAGGAAAGGCUGUUAUUAUACCACCAUUCCACGUGUUGUAAAAUGCAAGGGGAUUAGUGGACAGGAACUUACUUCUUUGAAUCUUGACAAGACACAAUUGUUAGAAACUCUACUGGCAAAAGAUUAUGGAGGCUCAGAAGACUUGCUUCUUGGAGAACUGCAAUUUGCAUUUAUUGCGUUUUUGAUGGGUCAAUCGCUAGAAGCAUUUCUCCAGUGGAAGUCCUUAGUUAGCCUUUUGCUUGGCUGCACUGAAGCUCCUUUCCGUACACGAACUCAGCUAUUCACGAAGUUCAUUAGAGUCAUUUUUUACCAACUAAAAUACGGACUACAGAAAGAUCGUGUGGAUGAAACAGGGCCAGCAUUGUUGGAUGAUUCCUGGCUUUCUUCUGAUAGCUUUUUGCACCAUCUUUGCAAGGAUUUCUUUUCCGUGCUGCUUGAUGGUUCAGUCGUUGAUGGAGAUCUUUUAAAAUGGACAAGGAAAUUUAAGGAGCUAUUGGAGAGCAACCUAGGGUGGAAGUUUCAGCAGAAUAGUGCUGUGGAUGGUAUUUAUUUUGAAGACAAUGAUGAGUUUGCUCCAGUAGUUGAGAUGUUGGAUGAUGAAGAAGCGUUAGCUGUUUAGUAGUGGAUUGUAUCAUCUUUUGGCCAUAACAGGUGUUUCCAGGGAAUCAAGUUAUGAGUAUUAAGUUGUCAUAUAUUCCUAAUUUGAUAAUGUAAUCCAAAUUACGUAGAUAUAGUAUCUUAAUUUGAAUAGAGAUAUAGUUUGUUAUAUCCGUAUUCUUCCUUAUAUCAUGCCAUUUUGAUUGUUAUUUGGCCAAUUUUGCAUGUUCUUUGGCCAACUUCACUCACAUUGUACAGUGGAACAUGUUGAACCUACAUUAGCAAACUCUGGAAAGUGAGUAUUCUGUGUUAGCCUACACCAGAAUGGAAGAAUAUUUUACAAUA
Lotus japonicus is the source of this 1619-nucleotide messenger RNA. RefSeq lists its product as uncharacterized. Gene Ontology annotation, biological process: spliceosomal tri-snRNP complex assembly. The transcript is spliced from 13 exons. NCBI's taxonomy places the organism in Eukaryota, Viridiplantae, Streptophyta, Magnoliopsida, Fabales, Fabaceae. The record is from RefSeq and is a predicted model, not a curated record. Bases 118 to 1296 code for a protein of 392 amino acids.